GCGUCAAAGCAACAACAUCAGGGCAGCCGUUUACAUUUUGAAAUUUCUAUUUCAAAAGAACUCACGUGUGGCUAUAUAUUUCUCACACGUUUGGUUAUCUGCCUCAAUUCCACUGCGUUUCAAAACCUUUGGUUACUUUUCACGGUGAAAAGCGAGCACAAGACAAAGGAAAGCGCAUGGUUCGUCUGAAAUGCCAGGUUUACUCUGCUGGAAGACAUGAACUGAAAUGAUUUUUCGCUUCCUUCGAAAUUCCAUGGGUUCAUUUUGAAGCAAGAGAGUAGUGAAAGUGAUGCUGCUUUGGCUGUAGUGCCAUUUACCUUCUUUGGAAUCUAGAAGGAGAGAUUACAGUGUACUGCUGCUAAAAGACUCUCGAUAUUUAACUUUGAAUUGUCCAGGCCGGUUUAUGUUUUGUCUUUAAAAUUAGCUGGCUGAACUUAUCAUUAUCAGCCUUGUUUUGAGCUCAGAACAACAGCAUUUAAGUCAUUGUUACGGCUGCAUUUCAACAAGUGAAAGUGUGGUUCAAACAUUUGUGUUCCGGAUUUGUUGGCAAUCCAUCCUGGACCGGAGCUUCCGAAUUGAUCAUUCAACUUUCAAUGUGCAUUUUCAGUCUUAUGAACAACUUGCAAAGUGAAAACGAUUGAUUUUUCGUAGAAGGCCUAGCACUUCGACAAACUGAAGACAACCCUUGAAUUUCAAAGCACGUGUACACAUCGAAAACAGCUGAAAAUGGACCCAGGGUAUGAAAGAAGACUUCUACGUCAACCCAAUGGACGUAGUCCUCUUGCUAAUUCUCCAUGUUUGAGUGGAAUGAUGCAUUUCAGUUCACCUCAUCUUAGCCCACUGAGCUCUCCCAGUAGAGAAAAAUAUGGAGACAGGUUUAUACCAAGCCGCACUAGUCCAGCACUUGAGCUUAAUUUUAAUUUAAUACAAGAAAAUAGUGAUCCAGCAAAGAACAGUGCAGUCACAAGAGAUGCCAGCGUGGAUUCCAAAGAGGGAAUGGCAUACCAGUGCCUGCUAAAGAAUGAACUUCUUGGUGCCGGAAUAGAGGACCUAAAGGAUGUACCACAAGAGGAAAGGAAAGCACUUUCAAGCAACAGUAAUCACAUACAUAGUAUAUUCCAGUACCAAGUGAAAAGAAGUAAACAAGAUGAUACAGAAUCAGUGGCGUCCUAUUCACUGUCACCUGUAGGAAAGAAAAGUCAAAGACUGUUAAGAUCACCAAGAAAGUCUACAAGAAAAAUUUCCAAGAUACCAUUUAAAGUGUUAGAUGCUCCAGAACUACAGGAUGACUUUUAUCUCAAUCUUGUGGAUUGGUCAGGACAGAAUAUUUUAAGUGUUGGCUUAGGAACUUGUGUUUAUCUGUGGAGUGCCUGUACCAGUCAGGUUACCAAACUCUGUGACCUUGCAUCUGAUGGGGACUCUGUGACAUCUGUAUCUUGGUCAGAAAGGAGUGGUCUGGUAGCUGUUGGAACUCACAAAGGCCUUGUUCAAAUCUGGGAUGCAGGUGCACAAAAGAGAGUGUCUACUAUAGAGGGUCAUACUGCUAGAGUUGGUGCUCUGGCGUGGAAUGGUGAUGUGCUCUCAUCAGGGAGUAGGGACAGGCUGAUUCUACAGCGUGAUGCUAGAACACCUAAUGCAGUUGAGAGAAGAUUGAUUGGACACAGGCAAGAGGUUUGUGGACUGAAGUGGUCCCCAGAUCAUCAGCAUUUAGCAUCAGGAGGCAAUGAUAACAAGCUGUUGGUUUGGAGCAUGUCUAGUCUGUCACCUGAGCAACAGUAUAGUGAACACUCAGCAGCUGUCAAAGCCAUUGCUUGGUCUCCACAUCAGCAUGGUUUGUUGUCUUCUGGGGGUGGUACAGCAGACAGGUGCAUUAGGUUUUGGAACACAUUAACAGGACAACCACUACAGUGUGUGGACACUGGCUCACAGGUGUGCAACUUAGCGUGGUCGAAGCAUUCAAAUGAACUGGUCAGCACGCAUGGCUAUUCACAAAACCAGAUCUUGGUCUGGAAAUACCCAUCAUUGACUCAAGUGGCCAAGCUGACGGGUCACUCUUACAGGGUUCUUUACUUGGCCGUAUCACCUGAUGGAGAGGCUAUAGUGACAGGAGCAGGCGAUGAAACUCUCCGAUUUUGGAAUGUCUUCAACAAAGCCCGCUCGCAUAAGGAAUCCAAGUCAGAGCUCAAUCUGUUCUCCAGAAUAAGAUGAUGUUUACCCUGAGAACUGGAUCUUUAAUGCAAAAGUCUGUUAUUGGAUUUGUGCUACAUGUAAGAUGUAGAAAUAUGCACCUGGUCACAUGAUUAUCACUUAAGUAUGAGUACACUGUAUUUUUUUUUUUGUACUGAGUAAUGGUCUUCGUUUAAGACAAAGCUUUCUUUCUAAAACUUCAAUUCUUGAAGGAGAAUACUGUCUGUUGAUUUUUCUACAUUUCUAGGAUUAAGGAUGUAAGAUCUUAGCAUUAUUUCGGACUCAAGUACAAAUUUUCUUUUUUCUCCGAUAACCUGUGUUAUCAAAUGUAUUUAAAUCAGUGGUCUCGUGUUGUACACUUUGGCAAAAUUGUGACUGAUUGCAUUUUUCACUGCACUAAGCAUAUUUAAUUUUAUUGAAAAUUAUCUCAUUUAAAACAGUAACACUUGAUAGAAGCUAACAUUGUUUCAUUUGAAACCCGUAAACAAGCCAUAUCCAAUUAGCGACACAAUCGUGGCUGACUGCCGACCAUAUAAUCUAUUUUGCUCGCAAAAGCUAACCACACCUUUUUUUCGUCACGCAAUGUUUUGUUUGCUAGUAAGGAGGAUUUCAUGACGAUCCAGUCACGCUGGCGAGGUCAGGAGUACCUCGUGAGACGUACCGUGCCAGCAGAGCCUUUUCUUCUUUUCUUCUUCUUUCCUUCUUUUUAACCCUCCAAGGGAAAAGGCUCUGCCGACAUCCUGUUGUUGCUUUGAAAUGCUGAAAGCCCAAGAGUCCGGGCUAGUCAAGCCGGUUUUGCCUCCAGUGAACCGGUUUUGGUGCGCACGUCUUUGUUUUUCAUGUACACAGAUGACCCAAUCUGCGCCCACAAUAGUUCAAGGGGGCCUGGAAAAGGACCAGUUUCCAGGCAACCGCCGCGCAUGUUCAAACGAGCAACAACAGGAUCUCGACAGAGCCUUUUUCCCUUUUCGAUUCGAUGACGGGUUAAAAAGGAUCUGCUCGCAGGCUACGUGAAACGAAGAAUGAACAUAAUUUUAGAAAUCCAUUUUAAGGACAUUUUACAGAAACGAUGUGAUAAAGAGUUGGGUUACGGGUUAAAUGUAAACGAAGUCAUAAUAUGAAAUGAUAUGAAACCACAAACGGUGAAAAAGGAAUAAAAAAUAAACGACAAUCGUUCAACUUACCAUA
This is a messenger RNA of Stylophora pistillata, 3375 nucleotides long. Its product is annotated as fizzy-related protein homolog. Gene Ontology annotation, molecular function: anaphase-promoting complex binding; ubiquitin ligase activator activity; protein binding. Gene Ontology annotation, cellular component: anaphase-promoting complex. The record is from RefSeq and is a predicted model, not a curated record. Gene Ontology annotation, biological process: positive regulation of ubiquitin protein ligase activity; positive regulation of anaphase-promoting complex-dependent catabolic process; anaphase-promoting complex-dependent catabolic process. Lineage: Eukaryota; Metazoa; Cnidaria; Anthozoa; Scleractinia; Pocilloporidae.